This is a messenger RNA of Magnolia sinica, 972 nucleotides long. RefSeq names its product transcription factor bHLH162-like. Gene Ontology annotation, cellular component: RNA polymerase II transcription regulator complex. Bases 160 to 687 code for a protein of 175 amino acids. NCBI's taxonomy places the organism in Eukaryota, Viridiplantae, Streptophyta, Magnoliopsida, Magnoliales, Magnoliaceae. Gene Ontology annotation, biological process: regulation of transcription by RNA polymerase II. The transcript has 3 exons. The record is from RefSeq and is a predicted model, not a curated record. Gene Ontology annotation, molecular function: protein dimerization activity; DNA-binding transcription factor activity, RNA polymerase II-specific; RNA polymerase II transcription regulatory region sequence-specific DNA binding.
AACAAGAAAAAUCUUAUUUACACAAACCCCAAUUCAAGCAGUUUCCCUCCUGCUAGGACGCUCUCUUAGGAUCCCUAUUACUUCCCUUUCUUCUUCUCCCUUUGCUUCUUCUUCUUGUCUCCUGUUUCAGUUAGGAAACCAUCAAAAUCAGUAUAAAAAAUGAAGAGCUGCAAUGUUUCUUCCAAACUAGAAAGAAAGACUGUGGAGAGAAACAGGAGAAUGCACAUGAAGAGCUUAUGUUUCAAGCUGGCCUCUCUCAUCCCACCUCACUACUCUAAGGAGGCACUAUCACAACAAGAUCAGCUGGACCAAGCGGCCGUUUACAUUAAGCAAUUGCGAGAGAAGAUCGACGAACUGAAGGAGAAGAGGGAUUUAGCGACGAGCAUUGAAGGGAUUAACAAAGAUAUUAGUGGGGCGAUGAUGGUUUUAGGCCUAAGAUUACCUGUGGUUGAAGUGAGGGACUUGGGUUCUUCUCUUGAAGUGGUCUUGAUUAGUGGAUUGAAUAAGAAUUUCAUGCUUUGUGAUGUGAUUAGUGUUAUUGAGGAAGAAGGAGCUGAAGUUGUCAAUGCUAGCUUCUCUUUUGUGGCUGAUAAGGUCUUCCACAUCAUCCAUUCUCAGGUUACUAGCUCUAGAGUGGGGUUUGAGAGCUCAAGGGUGUAUGAGAGACUGAGGGAGUUGGUGCGCUGAGAUGUAUGUGGGUUCUUUGUACAACUAGUGUAUGGUGACGUGGAAACGUUUGAUGACGAAAAGAAAAGAAUUUUUCUUUAGUGAAUGGUCGUUGGCAGGAAUUCAAUGGAAAAUCAAGUGUUUCUGGCUUCUGCCAGUACCAGACUGUGGCCCACAAAACAAAUUAAUUGUAGUUAGUAGUAUGAGUUAUUUGAUACUCUGGCCUUGCAUGAGGCUUGAUAUGCAGGCAACUAGAAAUGUACAACGGGGUCAUUCCCGGGAAUUCAAUGGAAAAUCAAAUGUUUC